GCGCUUCCCAGGAGGCAGCAGGGGCCGAAGCGCAGCGUCCGUACUUUCGUUUUCAGCGCCUUCGCGUCCCUGCUGGUCGCAGCAGAAAAUAGAAAAGACCGGGAGCUGGGAAGAGGCACAGACGCAGCUGAAGCGCUUCUACCCCCAUCUUCCAAGAGGAACAAAUCCUGGGAGGCUGUGACUUUGUGGCAAGACGAAUGCUGUGGAAAAAAAUAUGGCAUAUCAAGCAGUUUCACAGAGAGAUGUUGAUCCUGCCAGACCAGAGGAAGGCAGAGAAUCAGAAUUGAGGAUUAUCCUGGCUGGCAAGACUGGAGCUGGGAAAAGUGCCACAGGAAACACCAUCCUUGGGGAGCCAGUGUUUGAUUCCAGGCUUCACGCACAGACGACGACUGUGGCCUGCCAAAGAGGUCACGGGAGCUGGAAUGGCAGGGCUGUUGCAGUGAUUGACACAGCCGAUAUUUUUGACUCGGAAGCCUGCAGUGAAGAAUCAGGAAAAGAGAUCAAGCGCUGCAUUGACCUCUCCAGGCCUGGCCCUCACGCCCUGGUGUUGGUGACCCAGGUGGGCCGUUUCACUGCGGAGGAUGAAGCAGCAGCGAACCAAGUCCAAGAUGUGUUUGGGGAGGAGGCCCCCAAGCACAUGAUCGUCUUGUUCACCCGCAAAGAAGAUUUAGGAGAGGGCUUGUCCUUGCAGGAGUAUGUGACGCAGUCCGAUAACAAGGCUCUCCUGGACUUGAUUCAGGAAUGCGGGGGCCGCACCUGCGCUUUCAAUAACAGGGCAGGCGGAGCAGAGCGGGACGGGCAGGUCUCUGAGCUGAUGGAGAUGGUCCAGUCAAUGGUUCAAGAGAAUAAAGGAAAACAUUACCAAAAUAAGAUGUAUUUAGAGCCCAACUUAACACUUGCAAUGCUCAGAUCUUUCAUGGCAGAAAACAGAAUAGCCAGAAAAUGGGCAAGGCGGAAGAAUGUCUAUCACGUGUUAGUGUGUUUGUUGAUUGCUGGAAUCGUUGUGUGUGUGUGUAGUUUGAUAGCUUUCAUUUGUUGGGAUCUGGGUUUUCUUGGAACAAGCCAAUAGCUUCCGAAAUCACUUUAUCAUUUCUUUUCCAGCCCUUUUUAUUCUUACAUUGAUGCAGCAUCCCUCCUUUCCUGCCCUCCCACAACUACAAUUGUUAUUUGGACUACAAUGCCCAUCAGCCAUAGUCAAUAUGGCUAAUGGUCAGGUGGUGUAAUCCCAAAUAUCUGGUGGGCUCCAGGUUGGGGAAAGGUGCAUUAGGGUAACGUUUGUUCCUGGAGUGAAGAACAAUUAUAUCAGGAGCAAAUUAGCUUAUUCCCUUUGCAUAAACCAGGGCAGCAUAACUUGAACAUAGCAAUUAAAGCUGCCCUUUGUAUCUAAUCAUAGCAUUGAGACAUAUCACACCUUAUUGCAAUUUAUACGCAGUCGCUCUGAAUUUGUUCAUUGUGUCCACUAAAGUUGUGGAAACCCACACUCCCGGGCCCUCACCUAGGCCAGAGCCUAUGGACAACCCUCUGUCAGGGAUGCUUUAGGGUGGAUUCCUGCAUUGAGCAGGGGGUUGGACUCGAUGGCCUUGGAGGCUCCUUCCAACUCUACGAUUCUAUGAUUCUAUGAUUUGUUUGCCACCAUUCAUGGGUGGAUUCCUGCAUUGAGCAGGGGGUUGGACUCAAUGGUCUUGUAGACCCCUUCCGGCUCUGCUAUUCUAUGAUUCUAUGAUCUUAUUAUUAUUAUUAUUAUUAUUAUUAUUAUUAUUAUUAUUAUUUAUUUAUUUAUUUAUAUAGCACCAUCAAUGUACAUGGUGCUGUACAGAUAACACAGUAAAUAGCAGGACCCUGCCGCGUAGGCUUACAAUCUAAUAAGUUGUAGUAAACAAUAAAGAGGGAAGGAGAAUGCGAACAGGCACAGGGAAGUGUAAACAGGCACUGGGUAGGGUGAAGCUAAACAGUAUAGAGUCAGAACAAACUGGUUUUCACACUUCCAAGGGCUGAGCUUGUAAAGACCUGGGAAGUUCAUUUUAUAGCAGUCUGAUUUUAUGAUGAAUUGCUGCAUUUUAAUUUAUAACUUGUUCUAAGUUGUCAACAAUAAAAUAGGCUACAUAUUUAAA
Molecule: messenger RNA, 2111 nt
Organism: Elgaria multicarinata webbii
Lineage: Eukaryota; Metazoa; Chordata; Lepidosauria; Squamata; Anguidae
Product: GTPase IMAP family member 2-like
Exons: 4
Coding region: 215-1069 (284 amino acids)
Molecular function (GO): GTP binding
Source: RefSeq, a predicted model, not a curated record